Molecule: messenger RNA, 2022 nt
Organism: Ectocarpus siliculosus
Lineage: Eukaryota; Phaeophyceae; Ectocarpales; Ectocarpaceae
Source: the annotation of a GenBank genome assembly
AUGGGCCUUCAGCGGCAACACCACAAGGAACACCAGCAGCAGCGGCGGCGGCAAGAAACUUCUGUACCAGGGUACAGGAGUAGCGUUGGGAGUAACAGAUGCAGGGUAGCACAGACACAUCAGCACCAGGCGCACAAGACCGAGGAGGGAGUCACGAGCAGCACGACGACAGCGGGAGGGCGGAGUGUUCCAGACGGCGAGGGCGAGUUGACCUUGCUGGACGAGCUUCUGGAGCGUUGUGCGGAAGCCACGAAGAGCGAUGCGGCCGCAGAGUCCUCCCACACGGGUUCCAGCGAAUGGGCCGGAUUUAAAACAGCCCCGGAGUUGUUGGAGGGUGUGAGGGCUGUCCUCUCCCGCGCCCGUCAACGCUCACGGCACUCCGACGGCUCGGCGCUGGCCUGGUCGUGGCUAACAUUGUCCCCUCGCCCGGUGAGGGUGGCGGUCGCCACCCCGGAGGACGGGCGCGUCGGCGUGUACCUGACCGUGCUUCCGGCGGGGAACGGCAACCCUCCGUCGCACAGGCCGAUGUACGGGUGCCACAUGCUUUCGCGGGUGCUGGCGGGCGAGGUGGAGCAGGUGAAGUCCAACAGCAAGCGGGUGAUCGGGAGGUCUACGCACUCUUUGGAGACCCCUGUUUGGUCGAGCUUCGGGGGUGGAGCCCGACGACUUAUCAACGAGAGCUUCCAGCCGGCGAUCAUACUCGAAGUGGUCAUGUACGACUGGUCGAGGGGAUCGGGGUACUCCGGGAGCUACGCAGCUCCGGGCACCAGCAGCUCCGGCUCCGCCGAGCUCCGGGCGGAGGCCGAAGGCAUCGGGCGGGCGGAGGCGGCGGGGGUGGAAGGGGACGGCGGCGGGGAGAGCGGCCCCGCCAAGAACGGCAUCCUCCCGAUCGUGGCCAUGGAUGCGUGUCCGUGCCCGCCGGCGCUGCUGUUUCGAGAUGGAGAUGUGUACGAAGAGGAGGAGGGCGAGGAGGACGGGGGGAGGGGGCUGACGCUCGUACGCAGCGACGGGGGAGCCGUGGAGCAAGGGCGGGCGGCGGGUGAGGUGGUUGGGGGGGGGGUGGAGGACCUGUUGACUGCGGACGGCCUGGCGUGCGACGUCGGCGGGUUGGACGGGCAGCUGGAGGACAUCGUGCGGAGGGUGCUGUCUACGAGGUCGAUACCCACCGAGCUGCGACAAGCUUUAGGGGUCGGUCAUGUCCGAGGCCUCCUCCUUCACGGCCCACCGGGCUGCGGAAAGACACUGCUGGCCAGGGAACUGAGCCGACGCCUGGGGGCGAGGCCUCCGAAGCUCGUGAGCGGGCCGGAGAUCUUGGACAAGUGGGUCGGAGAGGCCGAGCGCAAGGUGCGGCUUCUCUUCCUCGACGCGGAGCUGGACCACGAACGGUGCGUUCAGACGGGAGAGGACCCAGCUGGUCUACCGCUAAACCUGAUUUGCUUCGACGAGAUCGACGCUCUCUGUCGUAGCAGGGGUUCUCUCUCGGGAGACACGUCGGGUGUGCGAGACAGCGUCGUCAACCAGAUUUUGAGCAAGAUGGACGGCCUUGUCAACCUCCAAAACGUUCUGGUGGUGGGCAUGACCAAUCGGAAGGAGCUCCUGGACGAAGCGUUGCUGCGGCCGGGGAGAAUGGAGGUGUGCAUGCCCAUCCCGCUGCCAGACGCUGCCGGGAGGGAGCAGAUCCUCGCGAUUCACCUGAGAAAAGCCAGGGAAGCCGGCCUCGUCUCCCCCGAGGUCACCGACGCCGCCCUCGGCAAGAAAACCGGCGGCUUCAGCGGCGCGGACCUCGCGGGCCUCGUCCGUUCGGCCACCAGCUUCGCAAUCGCUGAUUGGCGGGGGAGACUAGAUGGCAAUGGCGAAGCUAACGGCGAGCGGGCCGUGGAAAUAACCGCGGAAAAUUUCGAGCAGGCGUUGCGGGAGGUGGAUUCAAGCGGCGGCGGUAGAAGAGGACGGCUGAGCGCCAUUGGCGGCGCCGUCCGUGGCGGUUUGGCGAGAGUUUUGCGAGCGCCGCGAGGCGGGGGCUAA